Molecule: messenger RNA, 1926 nt
Organism: Orcinus orca (killer whale)
Lineage: Eukaryota; Metazoa; Chordata; Mammalia; Artiodactyla; Delphinidae
Gene: ZPR1
Product: ZPR1 zinc finger
Exons: 14
Coding region: 66-1445 (459 amino acids)
Cellular component (GO): nucleus; cytoplasm
Molecular function (GO): zinc ion binding
Source: RefSeq, a predicted model, not a curated record
GGAGGAAGGGGUGGGGCCAAGAGAGGCGCAGAAGACCGAAGUUGGGGCCUGAGCAGCGCGUGGUCAUGUUGGCCAGUGGGGCUGUGGAUCCUGGCCUCCCCGCGGCUGCUGCCGCCCCCUCGCCCGUCCAGGCCCGACAGCCCGGGACGGGGCACUUGUUCCGGCCUAUUAGCGCUGAUGACGAGGAGCAGCAGCCUACCGAGAUCGAGUCGCUGUGCAUGAACUGCUACCGUAAUGGCAUGACGCGCCUCCUGCUCACCGAGAUCCCCUUCUUUAGAGAAAUAAUCGUGAGCUCCUUUUCCUGCGAGCACUGUGGCUGGAACAACACGGAGAUCCAGUCGGCAGGCAGGAUACAGGACCAGGGAGUGCGCUAUACUUUGACCGUCAGGGCCCAGGAGGACAUGAACAGAGAAGUAGUGAAGACUGACUCUGCCACCACAAGGAUCCCAGAGCUGGAUUUUGAAAUUCCUGCCUUCAGCCAGAAAGGAGCUCUGACUACUGUUGAAGGAUUGAUCAGCCGUGCCGUCUCUGGCCUGGAGCUGGAUCAGCCCUCACGAAGGGCGAAUGAAGAAGCCACGGCUGAAAGAAUUGAUGAGUUCAUUGUCAAACUGAAGGAGCUAAAGCAAGUGGCCUCUCCUUUCACCCUGAUCAUUGAUGAUCCCUCAGGGAACAGCUUUGUGGAAAACCCACAUGCUCCCCGGAAAGAUGAUGCCCUGGUGAUCACACACUAUAAUCGGACUCUACAGCAGGAAGAGAUGCUGGGGCUCCAGGCAGAGGAACCAGAAGAGAAACCAGAAGAGGAAGAUCUCAGAAACGAAGUGCUCCAGUUCAACACCAACUGCCCGGAAUGCAAUGCUCCAGCCCAGACCAACAUGAAGCUAGUUCAAAUUCCCCACUUUAAGGAGGUUAUCAUCAUGGCUACCAACUGCGAGAACUGCGGCCAUCGGACCAAUGAGGUGAAAUCUGGAGGCGCAGUAGAGCCCUUGGGCACCAGGAUCACCUUCUACAUCACUGAUCCCUCAGAUAUGACUCGAGACCUGCUCAAGUCCGAGACAUGUAGUAUGGAAAUCCCAGAGCUGGAAUUUGAACUGGGAAUGGCUGUCCUUGGGGGCAAGUUCACCACACUGGAGGGGAUACUGAAGGACAUCCAGGAACUGGUGACCAAGAACCCUUUCACACUGGGCGACAGUUCCAGUCCUGGCCGGACAGAGAAACUGCAGGAGUUUAGCCAGAAGUUGAACCAGAUCAUUGAGGGUAACAUGAAGGCCCACUUUGUUAUGGAUGAUCCAGCAGGAAACAGCUACUUGCAGAACGUGUACGCACCAGAAGAUGAUCCUGAGAUGAAGGUGGAGCACUAUAAUCGCACAUUUGACCAAAACGAGGAACUGGGGCUCAAUGACAUGAAGACGGAGGGCUAUGAGACAGGUCUGGCUUCCCAGCGGUAGCCGUGGGUGGUUCCCGGCCAGCCUCCAGUGCUGCUCAGACCGCAGGGUUAUAUAUUGCUAUUGGAAAAGACUGGAGUGGCCUCCCUACCAGGCCUUGCCCAUGUGGGGAGGACACCUGGUCUGAGUCAGAGAUCUGAGCACAAUUUCUAAACAGUUUGUGACGGAAACGCAAGCCUCUUGGGUUACUUGACCUUGUUUUGGAGGAUUUGAAUUGGCCUGCGAAGAAACCCAGAAAUGAACCAUCAGGCAUGUCAUUGUCAUUUUUUUCCUAUAAAGUCUUUACCCUCCCUCCACACAAUGCUCUCUCAUGUCAAGUUGGAACUCUGAAGAGCUGGAGAAGGUGAAGACAGCUACGUCUGGAGUUUGGAAGUUGGUUUGGGUGUAUAAAAUACUGACUCUCAACAGGAAGAGAGUCUUCUGAGGGGAGGGAGUCUAGGACAGGUGAAGAAGUUCUCAUUAAAAUGGUGGCUUUCAAACAGCA